Sorex araneus (European shrew) is the source of this 6971-nucleotide messenger RNA. It is a transcript of the gene TBC1D4, whose product is annotated as TBC1 domain family member 4. The transcript has 21 exons. Lineage: Eukaryota; Metazoa; Chordata; Mammalia; Eulipotyphla; Soricidae. The coding region runs from base 702 to 4571 and encodes 1289 amino acids. The record is from RefSeq and is a predicted model, not a curated record.
CCGAUUUUAAAGCAGCAGCUUGGAAGGAAGGAAGGAGAGAGGGAGGGACGGGAAGAGUUGCUGGAGGAGGAGGAGGAGGAGCAGCCGCAGCCGCAGCCGCAGCCGCGGUCCCGGGCGAGGCCACGUCUUGUUCGCGUAUUUUCCACCCGGAGAGUUGUAGCAGGCCCUUCCCCAGGACUGAGCGCGAUCGAAGCCCCCUGCCGGGCAGCCCCGACCUUCCAGGUGACAGCCGGUCACCGUGGGAGGAGCCAGCUCCGCCCCGAGUGCUUUCCCCCACCCCCCUCCCACCCUCUCCCGCGCACGGCCCCCGGUGCCCGCCCCGCCUCCCGGUGCCUGCCCGAGGCCAGCUCGGCGGCCGCAGCGGCUCUGCAGCUCCGGCGCGGGGCCCGCCGCCGUGUCCGCGCGCGGCCGAGCAGAGUCGGCGUCUGCAAGGGGCCGAGGAACUCCGGGGAGGGACGCGAUGCCGCUGUGACUCGCCCUUCCCGGCCGUCCCGCCGCCGGGCGCGCCCUCCUCAGUGCCCGCCCCGGGGCCGCGCCGCCGCCGCGGCCGCCGCAGCCGCCGAAGCCCCGAGUUCGGGGGCGCGGAGUCGGGGGAGGACCCCAGGGGCGCAGCAGUUGGCACAGUUUCCGCCGCGCCCGCCUUCGGCGCGGGACUUGGGGGCGCGGCCGGGCGCCGGUGCCCCGGAGCCGAGGCGCAGGCGAUGGAGCCCCCCAGCUGCAUCCAGGACGAACCGUUCGCGCACCCGCUGGAGCCCGAGCCCGGCGCCCCCGCGGCCCCGCCGGGCCCCGGGAAAGCGGGCGACAAGCGCUUCUGGCUGUGGUACGUGGGGGGCUCGUGCCUGGACCGCAGGACCACGCUGCCCAUGCUGCCCUGGCUCAUGGCCGAGAUCCGCCGGCGCAGCCAGAAGCCCGAGGCGGGCGGCGGCGGGGCGCCCGCGGCCCGCGAGGUGCUCCUGGUGCUCAGCGCGCCCUGGGUGCGCUGCGUCCCCGCCGGGCCCGCGGGGGGCGUGGGGCCCGCGGCCGCGCCGCCCAGCUCGGCCGUGUUCAUCUUCGAGCACAAGGCGCAGCACAUCUCGCGCUUCAUCCACAACAGCCACGACCUCACCUACUUUGCCUACCUGAUCAAGGCGCAGCCUGACGACCCCGAGUCGCAGAUGGUCUGCCACGUUUUUCGCGCCACGGACCCCAACCAGGUCCCGGAUGUCAUCAGCAGCAUAAGGCAGUUAUCUAAAGCUGCCAUGAAAGAGGAUUCCAAACCCAGCAAAGACAAUGAGGACGCCUUUUACAACUCGCAGAAGUUCGAGGUCUUGUACUGUGGAAAGGUGACCGUGACCUAUAAGAAGGCCCCCUCCAGCCUCAUCGACGACUGCAUCGAGAAGUUCAGCCUGCACGAACAGCAGCGCCUGAAGAUCCAGAGUGGUGAGCCGGGGGUCUUGGAGGCAGAGGUGCCCAGUCCACCCGCCGACGUCCUGCUGGAGGAAGACGACGUCGAGCCCGGCACCCUCCCGGCCUUUCCCGCCCUCGCCAGCCAGCCCGUGCCGUCCAGCCAACGAGGGUCUUUCCCAGAAAGGAUUUUGGAAGAUUCUGGCUUUGAUGAGCAGCAGGAGUUCCGGUCUCGAUGCAGCAGCGUCACCGGAGUCCUGCAGAGGAAAGUUCAUGAGAGCAGCCAGAAGCCACAGCCCCGAAGGAGACACGCCAGCGCGCCUAGCCACGUCCAGCCGUCGGAUUCGGAGAAGAACAGAACAAUGCUGUUUCAGGUUGGGCGAUUUGAGAUUAACCUUAUCAGUCCAGACACAAAAUCAGUUGUGCUUGAAAAGAAUUUCAAAGAGAUUUCUUCUUGUUCUCAGGGCAUCAAGCAUGUAGAUCACUUCGGCUUUAUCUGUCGGGAGUCGCCAGAGCCUGGCCUGAGUCAAUAUAUCUGCUACGUGUUCCAGUGUGCCAGCGAAGCCCUGGUCGAUGAGGUAAUGUUGACUCUGAAGCAGGCGUUCAGCACGGCGGCGGCCCUGCAGAGUGCCAAGACCCAGAUUAAGCUGUGUGAGGCCUGCCCUAUGCACUCUUUGCAUAAGCUCUGUGAGCGGAUUGAAGGUCUCUACCCGCCAAGAGCCAAGCUGGUAAUACAGAGACAUCUCUCGACACUGACAGAUAAUGAGCAAGCUGACAUCUUCGAGCGAGUCCAGAAACUGAAGCCAGUCAGCGACCAGGAGGAGAACGAACUGGUGAUCUUGCAUCUGAGGCAGUUGUGCGAAUCCAAGCAGAAGACACACGUUCAUAUUGGAGAAGGCCCGUCGACUAUUUCAAAUAGCACAAUUCCAGAAAAUUCAACAAGCACUGGAAGGUUCAAACUUGACAUCCUGAAAAAUAAAGCUAAGAGAUCCUUAACUAGUUCCUUGGAAAACAUUUUCUCGAGGGGAGCGAACAGGAUGCGAGGUCGUCUUGGAAGCAUGGAGAACUUUGAAAGGUCCAACAGUCUUGCUUCCGAGCGGGACUACUCCCCUGGAGACUCUCCGCCCGGCACCCCGCCCGCCUCCCCGCUGUCCUCCGCGUGGCAUACGUUCCCCGAAGAGGACCUGGACUCCCCGCAGUUCCGAAGACGGGCGCACACCUUCAGCCACCCGCCGUCCAGCACCCGGAGAAAGCUGCACCUGCACGAGGGCCGGGCCCACGGCCUGCGCUCCCCGCUGCUGCGCCAGAGCUCCAGCGAGCAGUGCAGCAUUCAACCAUCCGGUCGGCGCAUGCACAGGACUAGUUCUUCUUCCAGUCUUCCAAGUCUUCACACUUCCUUCUCUGCGCCUUCCUUCACUGCCCCCUCUUUCCUGAAAAGCUUUUACCAGAAUUCAGGUAGACUGUCCCCACAAUAUGAAAAUGAAGUCAGACAGGACACUGCUUCCGAAUCAAGCGAUGGAGAGGGGAGGAAAAGGACCUCGUCGACUUGCAGCAACGAGUCCCUAAGCGUCGGCGGGACCCCGGUCACUCCUCGCAGAAUCUCCUGGCGGCAGCGCAUUUUCCUCCGGGUCGCCUCUCCCCUGAACAAAUCUCCCUCCGCCAUGCAGGAGCACGAUGGACUGGACAGGAACGAACUGCUGCCACUGUCCCCUCUUGCCCCAACCAUGGAAGAGGAACCCCGGGUUAUUUUCGUGUCUGGUGAAGAGGACCCAGAAAAGGUAGAAGCCAGGAAGAAAUCGGAAGAGCUAAGGAGUUUGUGGAGAAAAGCUAUACACCAACAGAUUUUACUACUUCGAAUGGAAAAAGAAAACCAGAAACUUGAAGCAAGCAGAGAUGAACUGCACACUAGAAAAAUUAAAUUGGACUACGAAGAAGUUGGAGUAUGUCAGAAGGAGGUCUUAAUAACCUGGGAUAAGAAAUUAUUAAACUAUAGAGCUAAAAUCAGAUGUGAUAUGGAAGAUAUUCAUACUUGUCUUAAAGAAGGAGUUCCCAAAAGUCGCCGAGGAGAAAUAUGGCAGUUCCUAGCAUUACAGUAUCGUCUGAGGCACAGAUUACCGACGAAACAGCAACCUCCGGACACGUCCUAUAAAGAACUCUUAAAGCAGCUCACAGCCCAGCAGCAUGCCAUUCUCGUGGAUUUAGGAAGGACGUUUCCAACUCACCCCUACUUUUCGGCACAGCUUGGGGCCGGGCAGCUGUCCCUCUUCAAUCUCUUAAAAGCAUACUCCCUGCUGGACAAAGAAGUGGGCUACUGCCAGGGCAUCAGCUUUGUGGCAGGGGUGCUGCUUCUGCACAUGAGUGAGGAGCAAGCCUUCGAAAUGCUCAAGUUCCUCAUGUAUGACCUGGGCUUCCGCAAGCAGUACAGGCCCGACAUGAUGUCGCUCCAGAUUCAGAUGUACCAGCUGUCCAGGCUUCUGCAUGACUAUCACAGAGACCUCUACAAUCACCUUGAAGAAAAUGAAAUCAGCCCCAGUCUUUAUGCCGCGCCUUGGUUCCUCACAUUGUUUGCCUCUCAGUUUUCCUUAGGAUUCGUGGCCAGAGUUUUUGAUAUUAUCUUUCUCCAGGGAACAGAAGUUAUAUUUAAGGUGGCACUCAGCCUACUGAGCAGCCAAGAAACACUGAUAAUGGAAUGUGAAAGCUUUGAAAACAUCGUUGAGUUCCUUAAGAACACGCUACCUGAUAUGAAUACAUCAGAGAUGGAAAAAAUUAUCACCCAGGUUUUUGAGAUGGAUAUUUCUAAACAGUUACAUGCCUAUGAGGUGGAAUAUCACGUGCUGCAAGAUGAACUUCAGGAAUCUUCCUAUGCCUGUGAGGAUAACGAACCUUUGGAGAAACUGGAGAGGGCCAAUAGUCAUCUGAAAAGACAAAACAUGGACCUGCUAGAAAAAUUACAGAUAGCACAUGCCAAAAUCCAGACCCUGGAAUCCAACCUGGAAAAUCUGUUGACCAGAGAGACCAAAAUGAAGUCUUUAAUCCGGACCUUGGAGCAAGAGAAAAUGGCUUAUCAGAAGACAGUGGAGCAGAUUCGGAAGCUGCUGCCCGCAGAUGCUCUGGCCCAUUGCGAAUCCCUGCUAAGAGACCUCAACUGUCCCCCUAACAACAAAGCCAAAAGCGGAAACAAGCCAUAAACCAAUAAGUGCCGUUCCUGCAAAAAAAAGGCCUUCAGAAGGCUACAGAGGGAAGAGUCUGCAGGCUGCUGGCUUGAACUGGACCCGAGAGGCUGUGGAACCACCGAUGUCUGGUGCCAAGCACCGUCCUAGCCCACAGACGUUGCUGUCAUUGGAGCAGCCAGUCGUAAGCCAUUGCAUACACCAGGACUGGUUUUUGUGGUGGUGGCCAUGAGUGACUAUGUGCAUAUUUAUAAAAUUCUUUGGACGCAAAGAAUUUGUGCUUUCAGAUCAUAAGAGUACAUGUAUAUUUAGAGGUUGUUGUUUUUUUUAAGCGAAACUUCAUGACUGACAUCCAAGGGGAGUUCAAAGGGAAGUUCCCUCUGGUCACAUGUAAAGUCAUUUUGUCUUUGUAGUGAAACAAGGCUAGAGCAUCUUAUACUUGAAGAAUACGAAUGUAUUUUUUCUUUUCUCCAAAGAACAGCGUGUUUCACUCAGUGGUGGAGAGGCAGACACUCUGAGGUAACGUGAUGGGCAUGUAUGUGAAAGCCAGAAACAGCUAAUUGCCAGUCAUGCUCCUUUGAGAUUUUCAAAGGGUCGAGGGGGCCUUCCUUCUCUACCCGCUUCGUGCCAACCAGCCUGUGGCAUCUACGUGCAUUCUGAGUCUAGUGAGACAUUAUUUUAGACAUGUGUAAGGAAAAAGCUAGACGUUGAGACAGAUUAUCCACCCUGCUCAAGGAGAAAGGGAAUGUUGCUAAUUUCCUUGCAAAUUAGUCUCAUACUGUUACUCAAACUAAAAUUACAGGCCUCCAGUUUUUAAUUUAGGAUCUAAAUGGUCCAGAUCAUCUCUCUCACUUUCUAUUUAAAUUAGUCCCACAAUUGUGAAUGAACUUCUCUUUACUUGGUGCCAUAGUUAGGGAGAAGCACUUCCUGUUUCUCCCUCCAAAAUGAGGAGUUCUUGCUUUAGUGCUCUACCUUAAAUGAAGGAUAAGGACAUUAUGACUAGGGAAAUUAUGAUUUGGGGCAAGAAAAUGAUGAUUGGUUUUCUGAAGCUGAUAGGCAGUGUUGAAUAUCCUUCCUUCCUUCCUUUCUUCCUUCCUUUCUUCCUUCCUUCCUUUCUUUCUUUCUUUCUUUCUUUCUUUCUUUCUUUCUUUCUUUCUUUCUUUCUUUCUUUCUUUCUUUCUUUCUUUCUUUCUUUCUUUCUUUCUUUCUUUCUUUCUUUCUUUCCCUUCCUUCCCCUUCCUUCCUUCCUUCCUUCCUUCCUUCCUUCCUUCCUUCCUUCCUUCCUUCCUUCCUUCCUUCCUUCCUUCCUUCCUUCCUUCCUUCUUUCUCUCUCUUUAUCUCUUUCUCUUUCUCUCUCUCCUUUCCUUCUUAUUUCCUUUCCAUUCUUCCUUCUUUCCUUCUCCUUCCAUUGAGAGAAUCUAAUAAAUAAGCUCUUGAGCAUCUUCUCCUUGGAAGUGAGAAGUUGGGAGAACUGUGAAAUAUUUGAGAGCAAAUUGUUGCAAUCCAUGGGAAGAGAAGAGCAAGAUCCUCUGACCCCUGUCCAAUUCUUCAUUUGGACUCUGAUGUUCUCAGGUCACAGACGGGACCUUCACAUAUGCUGCUGGGUGUAUGGAAGGAAAGUGAUAUUCAAAGUACACAGCAAUUCUCUAUUGCAGAAAUGGUUCUAUCAUUGUGCCUCUGAAGGUUGGUGCCACAUUUUUGCCUUUUCAUACAAUAUUUAUCUUUACUGCUUUUCGCAGUAUUAAUAUUAUCACAAAUGGAUUACCUGGAAUAAUUGGAUAACCUAGAAAAAUUUUCUUCAAAGGGUUCUGUUACACACAAACUAAAAUUAUCAUAACAGAAAGGAAAAGCUCUAAAGGUUUCAAGAAACCUCAGUGAGUAGACCAUAAGGAUCUGUAACCCGCUAGGUAUCAUUGCUCAGUAUAAAUGAAAUGACUCGUUACAAAUCAGCAUGCUGUCCAGGAAGUUCCUUAAAAUAAAGUCUUAUUAGUAAAAUUAGUAUAAUUCUUACAUUCUAGAAAAAACGCUGAUUCUAGAUACCCCAUUCAUCUAGGACAAGCAACUGAUUAUUUAUUGCUUGGAAUUCCGAAAGAUUUCUCUGUUUGGAGAAGUAGUUUUCUACAGUAAUAUGACAAAUGUCAUCUCGUUACUAUCACGUGGUAAAAAAUUAACUUGUGUGUUUGUCAUGGACUCUUCAAGUUGGGGAGAGAAUCUUUGCUUUUUUUGCUGUUUGGUUUAGAAUCUGUUUUAUUCUGAAUGGUCAGAGUCGACAUUAAGGGUUGUAUUUUGGUGUUAAAGGGAUUAAGUGACUUGGAUAAAGUCUUUCAUUUGAUAUUUAAAUGUUGUGGAAGUUGUUGCAUCUUCAUCUGAUUCACGUAAUGUUUAGCUCAUUUCCAAUAAAAACAUCGCUACAGUUUC